This is a messenger RNA of Caenorhabditis elegans, 709 nucleotides long. It is a transcript of the gene Y62H9A.4, whose product is annotated as DUF4362 domain-containing protein. The transcript is spliced from 3 exons. NCBI's taxonomy places the organism in Eukaryota, Metazoa, Nematoda, Chromadorea, Rhabditida, Rhabditidae. The record is from RefSeq and is marked reviewed. Bases 17 to 655 code for a protein of 212 amino acids.
AGCGAAAUUGUUCACUAUGUAUGCUCUCUUUUUAUCUGUGAUCGCAUGUGCGGUCGUCGUAUCUGCGAACCAAUACAAUGAUUAUGGUACAAUUUCUCACUAUCCUGGACAUCAUUCAAACAAUCGAUACUCUACUUCUGACUCAUCGGAUUCUUCUGAGAAUGAAUUAAAAUCAAGAUCGAACUCAGAUGAGCGUUACCCAGAAUAUCCAGGUGUAUAUGCGCCACAACCACCUGCAACGAACUACGGUACCAAUGGAAACGAGUAUAGACCACCAAACAAUGUAUAUGAACAAAAUGAGUAUGAACAAUGCAAGGAAAUCAAACACUUUUCUGUUCAUAAGCACAGAACCGCUCGUGCUGACAUCAAAACAGUAGAGCGUAAGGGGAAGACCUACAACAUUAUCGCCUGUCCAAACAGUGGAAAACCAUAUGCCCUUGUAGCAAAAAAGGAAGGAACAGACGCAUCUUUCAAGUUUGAGACAGAAUUCGUCAUUCAAGACACUAUUCUCCUUGCAUCGGGAUAUAAUUUCGACUACGUUGCGAAAUGCGACGACAAAAAUUUUGUUGGAAAAUCAUUCAACGACAGAGAAGUAGCAAUCCGAAAAGUCACAUGCGUUGAACUUCCCGGACCAAGACCAUUGACAGGAUUUUAAUGAUUCUGUUUAUUUAAAUGUUUUACGAGUUUUUGGUUGAUAAAGUUUAAAGUC